Zingiber officinale is the source of this 1952-nucleotide messenger RNA. RefSeq lists its product as uncharacterized. The coding region runs from base 304 to 1593 and encodes 429 amino acids. The transcript is spliced from 2 exons. Lineage: Eukaryota; Viridiplantae; Streptophyta; Magnoliopsida; Zingiberales; Zingiberaceae. The record is from RefSeq and is a predicted model, not a curated record.
ACAAAUGGAAAGUACUCCAAAAGUAUCCGUCGAAAAUUGAUCCCCGCUCUUGAAUCCGGAGUUCGCCCGGAUAGAACGGUGGCUUUCAUUUUCACAGCAAUUGAAAACUUUUGGCAGAGGGAGAGAGAGCAAAUCCAAGUUUUACCUUUGAGGAAUUACUUUUCUUUUGGCCUCUCUAAGCUGGUGAGAGAGGCGGUGGUGUUUCCGGAGCUUUUCGCCCUGUGCCCUGGUUUCGCUCCUUGGAUUCUGGCGGUGCGGAGUUAAUUUCUGGAUUAAAGUUUGUAAUCCAGAGCUGCAUAAGCCAUGGAGUCCUUCCAAGCAGUUCCCCCAACCAUCAGUUCCACUGCUGCUGCUGCCAACGGAGGUGGAGAGAAGUCGACAGCAGUUCCUGUCCUUGAGACCUCCAACAGUUUCAGCGAUGAAUUUAACCCUCAGGACUUCAUCGGCUUUCUCGAAGUCUUUGUCCACCAAGCUCGUGACAUCCACAACAUCUGCAUCUACCACAAGCAAGAUGUCUUCGCUAAGCUUUGCCUCACCAGCAACCCCGACGUCACUGUCGCGACGCAGACGAUCAACGGCGGAGGACGGAACCCGGUCUUCAACCAGAAUCUCCGGCUCAACGUGAAGAACGUCGACUGUUCGAUGAAAUGCGAAAUAUGGAUGCUAAGCAAGGCCAAGAAUUAUCUCGAAGACCAGUUGCUUGGGUUUGCUCUGGUGCCCCUUUCAGAUGUCCUAAUAGCCAACGGCAAGCUGGUACAGGAGUUCUCCCUAUCUUCGACUGAUCUUUUCCACUCCCCGGCUGGGUUUGUUCAGUUGUCAAUUUCUUAUGUUGGCACUUCUCCUGAAGUAGUGGCAAUUCCAGCGUCUCUGAAAUCAUUGAUUGUCGACACUACCUUGCCUGAUGCUGAACCUGAUGACUCGAUUCCCUGCGAUUAUGAGAAAAUUGAGUUUCCUGACUUGAAAGUCCACAAUGAGAAUCAGCUAAUGGUUUCUGAAUAUUAUGGGAUUCCAUGCUCCGACAUGGAAACUCAGUGUUCGGAUAGCUUUGUAACUGGAGAGAACGACGACUGCCCUGAUGAGGAAGCAGGGGUGCUGAUAGUGGAGAGCUUUUCCACUGUUAACUGUCAUGAUUCCGUCGGAAAUCUAAAACACGAUACUCCAGUGAGCAGUUUCUCGACCACUGAAUCAACUGCGGUAGCCCCUGCUGCAUCUCAAUCUACCUCUGAUCCGUUGUCGUCGACAGCUUCACCUAGCCCGAAAGUUAAGAGUUCCGAAUCUAUGGAAGGUGAGGCUGAUUCAUCUAGAGCACCAUCAGAUGAUGCACUCUUCAAGCCUAUUAUCAAGAUAGAUGUGCCAGUGCAGCCAGUCGUCCAGCAGGACUUCGUCGAUAUCUACAUGAAAAGUAUGCAGCAGUUCACGGAGUCGUUGGCGAAGCUGAAACUUCCUAUGGAUAUUGAUAAUAGUAGCACAGCUUCUGAAGAUGGUAACUCAAUCCAUACUGCUGAAAAUGGUAACUCAGCAUCUGAGAAGACGCUGUCGACUCCGAAGAGCAAUGGUUCCAGAGUUUUUUAUGGAAGCAGGGCAUUCUUCUGAUCUCAUGGAGUGAAGUUCUAUGGUAAACUCAAGAGCUCCUACUUUAACUGAUCAGUUUAGUUCUAAGCAGUGACUAAGAAACACUCUCUGUUCACCAGGAUAAUCAGAAAAUAAUAUAUGGGUUUGCUUAGAUGAAAAAUGUUCCAAUGUACUGAUGUUGUACCCCUUGUGUGAUAUGUUCUUUGUCUGUUGCUUUUGUGUUUUCUUUUUCUUCCCAAAUCGUCUGCUGAUUUUUAGUACAGUAUGGUUCUAAAUUAUGCCCCCUUUGAUCUAGAUUAGAGAGUAGAGUUGUGCAAUUUGAUGUGAUAAUCAUGGAUCUGUGUGUUUGAUGAGUGCAAACUUCAUGUUUAGUUCUGAAA